Molecule: messenger RNA, 1870 nt
Organism: Phalacrocorax carbo (great cormorant)
Lineage: Eukaryota; Metazoa; Chordata; Aves; Suliformes; Phalacrocoracidae
Source: RefSeq, a predicted model, not a curated record
GCUACCGCCCCUUCCGCCGAGGCGAGGGGCGGCCGGGCCGGGCGCGCAGGAUGCUCCGGUCCCUCUGGAGUUUCCUCAAGCGGCACAAGAAGAAAUGCCUCGUUCUUGGCACCUUCCUCGGCGGAGUUUAUUUACUGGGAAAAUACGGGCAGAAGAAAAUCAGAGAAAUCCAAGAACGAGAGGCAGCUGAGUACAUCGCCCAAGCGCGAAGGCAGUAUCAUUUUGAGAGUAAUCAGAGGACGUGCAAUAUGACAGUGCUGUCAAUGCUUCCAACAUUGAGGGAUGCCUUAAUGCAUCAAUUAAAUUCUGAGAGUCUCACAUCCCUUCUUAAAAAUAGGCCAGCAAACAAGUUAGAAAUAUGGGAAGAUUUAAAGAUAAUAAGUUUCACAAGAAGCAUUGUAGCUGUAUAUAGUACCUGUAUGCUAGUAGUUCUUUUGCGAGUCCAGUUAAAUAUUAUUGGCGGUUACAUCUACCUUGAUAAUGCUGCGCUCUGCAAAAAUGGCACAACACCACUAGCUCCCCCUGAAGUUCAGCAGCAAUAUUUAUCAAGUAUUCAGCACCUUUUAGGAGAUGGACUGACUGAGUUGAUAACUAUUGUUAAACAAGCUGUGCAUAAAGUCUUUGGAAGUAUUUCUCUUAAGCACACCCUGUCUCUCCUGGAGCUGGAACAGAAACUUAGAGAGAUCAGGAAAGUAGUGGAACAUAAAGAUUCAGAUCAGAUUGUAUCUUACUCUCCCUUAUGUCAUUAUCUGAUGCCAGAUGAAGAAAACCCCUUGGCUACCCAGGCCUGUGGACUCACAGAAAGAGACAUUGCUACAAUUAAAUUACUUAAUGAAACUAGAGACAUGCUAGAAAGUCCGGACUUCAGUACAGUUUUAAGCACGUGUUUAAAUAGAGGAUUCAGUCGACUGCUGGACAACAUGGCAGAGUUUUUCAGACCUACUGAACAGGACCUCUCUCAGAAUGGCUCUGUAAAUAGUCUUUCCAGUGUCAGUCUUCCUUUAGCCAAGAUAAUUCCAAUAAUAAAUGGGCAGAUCCAUUCAGUAUGCAGUGAAACACCCAGUCACUUUGUUCAGGACCUGUUGAUGAUGGAACAAGUGAAAGAUUUUGCUGCUAAUGUUUAUGAAGCUUUUAGUACCCCUCAGCAACUAGAGAAAUGAACUGCACAUUUAUAGGAAGAGAUCGGGUAUUUAUAACAACUCCCUUGUGACUACUGAUGAGCCUUGGGUUAAUUUUAUACUGGUGUAGGAGCAGCAGACCAGCAGAAAGAACAUUCUGAAGGAAGUAAGAGCAAGCCCAUACUUGUAAUACAAUUCUGUUUCAAGCACCUGUUAAAAAUACUCUUGUUGAAAGAAUCAUUGUAUGUAAAGACUUUUCUAUUAAAAAAAGUAGUUAAACUCUUCCAUAAUUCAUUUGAUUAUUUUUUACUGAAAGGCAUCUGGUGGCCAUAUCACGACGAGUUACUAAAAACCCAUUUGUUUGCCUGGGGUGUGUAAGUUUUGGAAAAAAGUUAUGAUGGUGAUCCAAGAAUAGCCCAGGGAGCAGAGUUGAAGUAAGGCUUCUUUCUUCUUCUCCCAAAUUUUUCUUUUUAUAAAAGAAAACUUUUUUGUUUCCCUUACCUUCACAAAUGUUAUUCCAAAGAGUCCCUCCUUCUUCAGAAAGCCUUUGCCAACUGAUGCGUGUUCCUCUUGAACAAGCUGGGGGAGUGCUCUCUCUUACCUAAUACUAAAGGAAUGUGGAUUUUUAGAGGUUCUCUCGUUUAUGCUGUUCAAACAGCUAUGCUGUACACAUUAUCUUGUAAAUAUUUUAUCUUAAUUUGUAUUAAUUUUGAGCCCAACUGUCUGUAUUGUAAUAAAAUAUUUUAAUGUAA